Molecule: messenger RNA, 2918 nt
Organism: Amborella trichopoda
Lineage: Eukaryota; Viridiplantae; Streptophyta; Magnoliopsida; Amborellales; Amborellaceae
Gene: HMA1
Product: heavy metal atpase 1
Biological process (GO): monoatomic cation transport
Cellular component (GO): membrane
Molecular function (GO): ATP binding; ATP hydrolysis activity; ATPase-coupled monoatomic cation transmembrane transporter activity
Source: RefSeq, a predicted model, not a curated record
CAUUAUUAGCUAUUUUACGACAUCAUCCUUCGGCCUUCCAGCGGAAGGAGUCGGGAGUAGACCAAGAAAGAGAAGUUCUCUGCGUUGAAGUUGAGGGCACAAGCAUGGAUGAUUGAAUGGCAUGGCCUGAUGAGCACAUUAUGUGGACAUGCAUCAUCGCCUGAAGCCGAAAGCAAUAGCUACAGGCGUUGUAUAGCAGCAAUAGCAAUCUCUUCUCAGCCUUCUCCGCUCCCAUGGAAACUCUUCCUUCUGCAAUUGUCACAAGUGGCCUCCGAAUGCUCAGCUGCACAAAGAAACCCUUCUCCUCUCCUCUUUCCCAACCUUUCUUCAUUCGUCAAUCCCCUCGCCUUUUUGCUGCUUCUCCUCCCUUUGGCAGUCGUUCUAUGAAUUGCCAUAGCCAAAUAAGCGAGAACCAUCAUCAACAUCAUCGCGACCACGCUCAUCAUGGCCACCACCACCACCACCACCACCACCACCACCACCAUCAUGAUUGUGGGGAUUGCAGGGGAGGAGAGAGAAAGCAACUGAACAGUUCUCAAGAGGCAAUUCUUGCAAUGGCCAGAGCUUGUGGGUGGGCUGAUCUUGCUGAUUUUCUGAGAGAGCACCUUCAAUUGUGUUGCUGCUCUAUGGGCCUGCUCCUUAUGGCCGUUCUUUGUCCCCACGCCCUACCAAAACCAGCCAUUAAGCCUGUCCAGAACACCUUGGUCGCCUUCGCAUUUCCUCUUGUUGGGGUUUCAUCAGCCCUUGAUGCAGUUGUGGAUCUUGCUGGCGGGAGGGUGAACAUCCAUGUCCUCAUGGCAUUGGCAGCCUUUGCAUCCGUAUUCAUGGGAAACUCUUUGGAAGGAGCUCUACUUCUUGCAAUGUUCAAUCUUGCACAUAUUGCGGAAGAGUAUUUUACAAGUCGGGCUAUGAAUGAUGUUAAGGAAUUGAAGGAGAGCCAUCCUGAUUUUGCUCUUGUAUUGGAAUCUGUUGACGUGCCUCCUCAUUUCUCCUCAUUGUCAUACAAAAGAAUCCCAGUGCAUAAUGUGGAUAUGGGGGCUUACAUCCUUGUCAGAGCUGGUGAGACUGUUCCAGUAGAUGGAGAAGUUUCUCGUGGAAGAUCAACAAUCACAGUUGAGCAUUUGACUGGUGAAGCCAAACCUCUUGAGAAGAAAAUGGGGGAUAGUAUUCCUGGUGGUGCAAGGAACUUGGAUGGGAUGCUGAUAGUGAGGGCAACGAAGACUUGGGAAGAGUCAACGCUAGCUAGGAUUGUUCAAUUGACGGAAGAGGCACAACUUAAUAAGCCAAAGUUGCAGAGGUGGCUUGAUGAAUUUGGUGAACGAUACAGCCAGGUUGUUGUAGCUCUGUCUGUUGCGGUUGCCCUCAUUGGACCAUUUCUCUUUAGGUGGCCUUUUAUUGGCACGUCAGUUUGCAGAGGAUCCGUAUACCGGGCAUUGGGCCUAAUGGUUGCUGCAUCUCCUUGUGCAUUGGCUGUGGCUCCUUUGGCUUAUGCAACUGCAAUAAGUGCUUGUUCAAGUAAGGGUAUCUUGCUUAAGGGUGGACAUGUAUUAGAUGCUCUUGCAUCUUGCCACACUAUUGCUUUUGAUAAAACUGGAACUCUGACAACGGGAGAAUUAUCAUGCAGAGCAAUUGAACCGAUUUAUGGACAUAAAAUAGGUGGUGAUAAACAUGCAAGUAUCUCUUGUUGCAUUCCAAAUUGUGAGAAGGAAGCUCUUGCUGUUGCAGCUGCAAUGGAAAAGGGAACUACUCAUCCAAUCGGAAGUGUGAGGUGCAUAAUGUAUCAGAGGAGGGCCGAAUAUAGAAGAGCUGUAGUGGAUCAUAGUGCGGGGAAAGAUCUGCCACAUGUAGCCAUUGAAAGCUUUGAGUCUCUACCAGGAAGAGGCCUUCUGGCGACAUUGUCUGCUUUUGAGUCACGAGAAAGUGGUGGCAAACUGCUAAGUGCAUCACUUGGUUCCGUUGAAUACAUUGCAUCCCUGUGCAAAACUGUGGUUGAAUCACAAAAUAUUAAGGAGGCUGUCAAUGCAUCUUCUUAUGGUACUGACUUCGUGCAUGCAGCUUUAUCUGUGAAUAAGAAGGUUACACUCUUCCAUUUUGAAGAUAAGCCCCGACCAGGUGUUGUAGAUGUUGUAGCCGCAUUAAGCAACCAAGCUCGACUUCGCUUGGUGAUGUUAACUGGUGAUCAUGCUUCCAGUGCAUGGAGAGUUGCAAAAGCUGUGGGAAUUAAUGAAGUCUUCUGUGAUUUGAAGCCAGAGGACAAGCUUAAUCAAGUGAAAACAAUCUCUAGGGAAAGGGGUGGGGGCUUGAUAAUGGUGGGUGAUGGUAUUAAUGAUGCACCUGCUCUCGCUGCUGCUACUGUGGGAAUUGUUCUUGCACAACGUGCUAGUGCUACUGCCAUAGCUGUUGCGGACGUGCUCUUGUUGCAGGACAAUAUAUCUGGUGUGCCAUUUGUUAUUGCAAAAGCCCGCCAGACAACUUCAUUGGUCAAGCAAAGUGUGGCCCUUGCUCUAUCGUGCAUUAUCUUGGCAUCUCUACCAUCUGUAAUGGGCUUUCUGCCGUUGUGGUUAACGGUUCUUUUGCAUGAAGGUGGGACGCUCGUUGUAUGCCUGAAUUCAAUUCGUGCUCUAAAGAAGCCAACUUGGUCAUGGAGGCAUGAUUUCCAACUCAUGCUCAAUGAUUUCAAAGAAUCAGUUAUUGGUUUCUUGAGAAAACCUCCCACAGAAAACAGUGUGCAAGCAGCUCCAUGUUAAAUUAUGCUGCAUUUUGUAAAUCUUGCAUAUGGUAUAUUCAUGAAUAAUGGUUGCAAUAGGCUAUUAAACAUUGUAUUUAUUAUUUGGCAUAGAGCUGUACAAGUGACAAAAAUGCAUGAUUUGUUUUCAAUGAAAUCAUGGUAUCAUCAGAGAUACCUCAUUAAUGUGCCA